Messenger RNA from Penicillium atrosanguineum, 999 nucleotides. RefSeq lists its product as uncharacterized. Gene Ontology annotation, biological process: lipid metabolic process. The coding region runs from base 1 to 999 and encodes 332 amino acids. The transcript has 2 exons. The record is from RefSeq and is a predicted model, not a curated record. Lineage: Eukaryota; Fungi; Ascomycota; Eurotiomycetes; Eurotiales; Aspergillaceae. Gene Ontology annotation, molecular function: phosphoric diester hydrolase activity.
AUGAGCUCUAUUCGAACCGGAUUGACGCGAGCUCUGCUCGGCGCACUCCUGCUUUGUCAACCUGGACUGGGUAUUCCAGGAGACUCUAAGCAGAUUACAAGAGCAUCUGCUUCCUCGAAUAUGUCCGCUUCGACGGCCAAAACGGCUGCCACUGCUGCGACCACCUGCAACGGCCGCACGGAGUAUUGUACGCGCUCCUAUUCAAAUAUCACUUUCAUGGGAUCGCACGACUCCCCAUUCGUCGGAGAACUCCCCCAGCAGAACCAGAAUAUCAACAUUCAGGCCCAGCUGGAUAUGGGAAUCCGAUUCUUGCAGGCUCAAACGCAUCAUGCUAUCUUAGAUACCAACGUCCUGGAACUAUGUCAUACAUCUUGCUGGCUCGAGGAUGCAGGAACCCUCGAGGCGUUCCUUGUAAAAGUCAAGACCUGGCUGGAUGACAACCCAAACGAAGUGGUUACCAUGCUUCUAACAAACGGGGACUCGGUUGCUAUCACCGAGUUCGGAGACACGUUCGCAAGCAGUGGCAUCGACUCCUAUGCGUUUGUCCCGUCCUCGAGUCCUGAUACACUCGCUAUCAGCAGCUGGCCCACUCUGGGUGAUUUGAUCUCGAGCGGAAAGAGACUUGUAGUCUUCCUGGACUAUGGUGCCGACACCAGUAAAGUUGAUUACAUCCUCGAAGAGUUCGACUAUUAUUUUGAGACGCCUUACGACGUGACCAACUCCUCUUUCCCCGACUGCAGCAUCAAUCGGCCCGCCGGCGCUUCUGCAUCAGGCCGUAUGUACAUUGUCAACCACUUCCUAGACGUAGAUAUUCUGGGGGUUUUGAUCCCGGACCGUGAGCAUGCUGCUAUUACGAACGCUGCCACCGGGGAAGGUAGUCUCGGGGCGCAAGCAGUUGAAUGCGAGGCAUUAUAUGAUCGUGCUCCGAACGCAAUGCUUGCUGAUUUUGUGGACAAGGGUGGUGUUAUUAAUGCACAGAACGCACUGAAUGGGUUUUAG